GACCCUGAGGGGCUGAGGGGACCGGGAAGGGCUGAGGGGACCCCGAGGGGCUGAGGGGACCGAGCCGCCGCGGGAUGGUGGCCCCGCCGCGCUGAGGGGACGGGGCAGGGGGACACAGGAGGGCCUGAGGGGAGCGGGAAGGGCUGAAGGGGACCCGGAGGGAGCCAAGAGGCCGGGGUGAGGGCAGGGGGGGCGGUUCCCAGCCGUGUGAGGGGAAGCGAUGGCGGAGCCGCUGCUGCGAAGAACCUUCUCCCGCCUGAGGGGCCGCGACCGCCCCCGCGGGAAGAAGGCGGACGGCAAGGAAAGAGAACAUCCUCCGUCGAGCCCCGAUUCUCCGGUGGAGCCCGAAGCGACGCCAGCGGAACCGGUACCGGUGACACCCCGCAAACACCACCGGGGCCGUUUCUCCUGCGGGGGCCGCGAGGAGAGACCUCCCAAAUCCUCCCCGGAUCCCAGCGAACUGGCCCCCGCCGCCGGCGUUGACCCCCCCCAGGGGGAGGACGAUUUGGAACCGGCGGAGGAAGCCGAAGCCGUGAACGGUUCCGGGGAACUGGGGGGUGCCGGUAGGAGCCCCGGUACCGGUAGGAACCCUGGUCCCGGUGCCUAUUUGCAGAGUUUGGAGCGGAGCAGCCGGCACUGGGUGCUCUCGGGGGGACCUGGAUGGGAGGAACCAGGUGGUGGAACCCAAACGGCCCCCGGCGCUGCCGGCAGCGAAGGUGAAAUCUGGUACAACCCCAUCCCUGAAGAUGAGGACCCCCAAGUUCCAGGCAGCUCCAGGAAAACGGGGGGCGGAGGCAACGGUGACGGCGCUGGGGAGUCACCCCCAAAGAUGGGGAAGGACGAGCCCCCCCGGAGCGGUUUGGGGACACCGGAAGGUUCUGGACCCCGCGGUGGCACGGCCCCGGCGGCGUUGCCCACGGCUGGACGAGGAGAGGAGGCAGGAACUGGCAGGAGCCAGGCUUGUGGGAAGAUGCCCAUCCCCUGCGUCACCUCGGGGCUGGCUCCCAGCCCCCCCUCGCCCCCCGCCAGCCCCAAAAAGGGCCGUUCCCUCAGCAAAGUCAAGUCCCCGGGGACCGUCCGCCGCCUCUCCAUGAAGAUGAAGAAGCUGCCGGAGCUGCGGAGGAAGCUGAGCCUUCGCUCUCCUCGCCCUCGGGGGCAGGAGGGGGGCACCUCAUCCUCCGAGACCCCCCAGGAAUCCAGCAACGUCAUCAGCCGCUACCACCUGGACACCAGCGUGGCUUCUGGCCCGGGGCUACCACGAGCCAAAGGGGCUUCUAAAGGGGGCUACUUGAGCGACGGCGACUCCCCGGAGCUUCUGGCUAAAAACGGGGCUCGUGACCGAGGGGAGGAAGAGGAGGAAAACGGGUUGGACGUGGAGCUUUUUCGGCCCUAUAACUACGAGGAGGCGCCGACGCCGUCGGCCCCGGGGGGAGGGCAACACAUUUCGGGUUUGGUCACCGUCCACCUUCACGGCCUGGGGGACCUGAAGCCCCCCCGGGCUGAAAACCGGGAGGUUUUUUGCCUUUUACAGGUGGACGCGGCCAACCGGGCCCGGACGGCUUUAUUGCCCUUAAAAAAGACUUUUUUGGGUUUAAAUCACACCUUUAACCUGGAGCUGGAAAGCGCCCGGCACCUCAAGGUGCUGGUUUUCUCCUGGGAUCCCACCUCUUGCCGUAACCGUCUCUGCUGCCACGGCACCGUGGUUCUGCCCCAUAUUUUCCGAGGUUGUCGGGCCCAGCGGCUGGCGGUGCGGUUGACGCCGCGCGGCGUCCUCUACUCCAAGCUGACGUUGGUGGAGCGUUGGGAGGACCCCAGUCAACGGGAACCCCGCGUUUUCGGGGUGGAACUGGGCAAACUGGUGGAGAGGGAGAAGGCGCCCACCAAGGUCCCCCUCAUCAUCCAGAAAUGCCUGGCUGAGAUCGAGAAACGAGGGCUGAAGGUGGUGGGCUUGUACCAGCUGUGUGGGGUAGCCAGCUCCAAAAAGUGGGUAGCCAGCACCAGAAAGGGGGUUCUCAGCACCAAAAUGGGGGGGCCCAGCACCAAAAAGGGGGUACUCAGCACCAAAGGUGGGGGUGUUGGUGGAUGAACCCCCCCAGAAGGUGGUGAUGGUGGCCCUGGUUGCCAGGUGGUGGGCUUGUACCAGCUGUGUGGGGUAGCCAGCUCCGAAAAGGGGGUAGCCAGCACCAGAAAUGGGGUUCCCAGCACCAAAAUGCGGGGGUCCAGCACCAAAAUGG
Messenger RNA from Calidris pugnax (ruff), 2234 nucleotides. RefSeq names its product rho GTPase-activating protein SYDE1-like. The transcript has 6 exons. Gene Ontology annotation, biological process: signal transduction. Bases 221 to 2086 code for a protein of 621 amino acids. The record is from RefSeq and is a predicted model, not a curated record. Lineage: Eukaryota; Metazoa; Chordata; Aves; Charadriiformes; Scolopacidae.